Messenger RNA from Oryzias melastigma (Indian medaka), 1758 nucleotides. RefSeq names its product dual specificity phosphatase DUPD1-like. The record is from RefSeq and is a predicted model, not a curated record. Gene Ontology annotation, biological process: negative regulation of MAPK cascade; protein dephosphorylation. Gene Ontology annotation, cellular component: cytoplasm. The transcript has 3 exons. The coding region runs from base 152 to 700 and encodes 182 amino acids. Lineage: Eukaryota; Metazoa; Chordata; Actinopteri; Beloniformes; Adrianichthyidae. Gene Ontology annotation, molecular function: protein tyrosine/serine/threonine phosphatase activity; MAP kinase phosphatase activity.
ACUGAUAUGAGGCUCACAUGACAGCUACAGCGAGGGCCUAAAUGUAGCCGGAAAGAAAUAGCAAAACCCCAACUUAUCAAAGUUUUGUGAGAGUGGAGUUGAAUCUAAAUUGUGAUAAUUAUACAACAACGCUGACUUGAGAGGUGUAGAUAUGAGCUCAGAGGAGGAGUCAAAGUAUCAGACACCACCCACCUGCGAUCUGCUCAGCCUUCUGCUGAAGAACAGACGUUCCACUGGAGCUGUCAAUGAAGUUUGGCCCAACCUCUUCAUCGGGGAUGCGGCAUCAGCUCAGGAUAAAACCCUGUUAGCCAAUCUUGAAAUAACACAUGUGGUGAAUGCUGCAGAUGGCCGAGGGCACAUUGACACCGGGCCAUGCUUCUACAAAGACACCAACAUAAUGUAUCACGGAAUAGAGGCACCCGACUGCAGAGAUUUUGACUUGAGCCCAUUCUUCACAGAGACAGCUGAUUUCAUUCACACAGCUCUGAGUGGGAAAGGAAAGGUGCUGGUCCACUGUGCUCGAGGAAUCAGCCGCUCAGCCACUUUUGUGUUGGCCUUCCUCAUGAUCAAAGAGAGGCUCACCAUCAUGGAGGCGGCGAAGGCGGUUUGCAAAAGCAGAAACAUCCUUCCCAACGUUGGCUUUCUUCAGCAGCUUUGCUACCUGGACUUAACUUUGUCCCUGCAGAGGAGGAAGCCUUAAUAUGUGGAGGUGGAGAGGUGCAGCAGGAACGCUGGAGAGUUAAAUUGGCUUUCAGCGCGCUGUGGGCUUCAGGGUGUGUGUGGGGUUGUGUUGCAGCCAUUUAAGAAUCAGCUUUAAAAAUAGCGGUAAAAAUAAUCUAGUCACUUAUUAUGCUGUCACUGUGCAGUUUCAUGGCAGCAACAGAGCUGCAGCCGUAAUGCUUUGACAGAAUAAAGGAGGAAAAUGUGGCCACCUAAGGAUUUGUCAUGACUUAACACUUGACAGUUCCUGAAAUCUCCUCCCCAAACGGGACCUUUUUAGAGCUCUGGAAUAUGCUCUGAAAUAAACCAGUUUUGUGUGAAAUCAGCACAUUUCAAAAUAAAAUGUUUUAAAAAAUGAAAUUAAACAAAAGUUCAUAGUGAAUAGGUUUGUUAGCAAAGCUUUUUUUGUCUUAGCUUCGCAGAUGUAAGAUUGAUAUUGUUAUUUCCUGGCUAAUAUUGUUUAUUCUAUAUUCAGUAGGACAGAUUUUAACCCUAAUGCUGUUCUGUUUAUGAUUCUGAUUUAUGCUGACAAACCUGAGACAGAUGCCCCUCUUCAAAUCUGGGAGCAAAGUUUUGCUUUGAACUGGUCAUCUGUACUCAAUUUUAACCCAACAGUAGAUAGGAUAGGCUCCAGCAACCUCUUAGCCCCAAAAGGGAUUUGGUGGAUUCAGAAAAUUGAUGGUUGGAUGGAAGUUUUGCUUAAAAAUUGCAUUUUUUUACCUCCAGAUUUGAAGAUUCCUUUGAUGAAAACAGCAGAGCUGCAACAUAAUGUUCACUGUUUUAAUUCCAUUAUAUGUAAUCAAGCAACAGAUGAGCUUAAAAAAAAACUCCAGAUGAUCCAAUGUACAAAAGUUCCUUAAUUUGGUUUUGUGGAACAAAAUGUGUUACAUUUUUCCUACAAACAUCAUGUUUGAUCCAAAUUUUCAUUUUUCUAUUCCAUUAAAUAUAUUAAAAACUCAGAAUUUCCACCCCUUUAACCACAACUUUGAUAUUUUUUAAGACUUUUCUCACAUUUAGAAUUAUAUUACAAAAACAUAC